Messenger RNA from Cyclospora cayetanensis, 432 nucleotides. Its product is annotated as high mobility group protein homolog NHP1. The transcript has a single exon. Lineage: Eukaryota; Apicomplexa; Conoidasida; Eucoccidiorida; Eimeriidae. The coding region runs from base 1 to 432 and encodes 143 amino acids. The record is from RefSeq and is a predicted model, not a curated record.
AUGACAAGCAGCAAAAGCACACGGCGAGGCAGCGGCAGUGGUAGCGCAGCGAAGGGGGUGACGCCGGCAGCUCCCCAGCCGACAAAAGUCUUCCACAAGAGCGGCAGCAGCAACGCUAAUGCAAGCAUCGGCAUUUCCAGCAGCAGUGCUGCGUCUGCUGCUCCGGUUCAUCGUGGCAUAAAGAAGCAUCAGAAGGAUGCAGGGGCACCGAAGAGGCCCUUGUCUGCCUACAUGCUGUUCGCCAGGGAGAAGCGAGGGGAAGUCUUGCAACAGCAGCCAGAGCUGAAAUCUAGCGUAAAGGACGUAGCCAAGAUUCUGGGAGACAUGUGGCGCACUGCAAGUGCCCUAGAAAAGCAGCAUUUUGUAGCCGCGGCGGCGAAGGAAAAGACCAAGUAUGGACAUGCGCUUGCGGCCUACAAGCAAACCAAAUAG